Molecule: messenger RNA, 963 nt
Organism: Tupaia belangeri chinensis (Chinese tree shrew)
Lineage: Eukaryota; Metazoa; Chordata; Mammalia; Scandentia; Tupaiidae
Product: olfactory receptor 52N2
Exons: 1
Coding region: 1-963 (320 amino acids)
Biological process (GO): G protein-coupled receptor signaling pathway
Cellular component (GO): plasma membrane
Molecular function (GO): G protein-coupled receptor activity; olfactory receptor activity
Source: RefSeq, a predicted model, not a curated record
AUGUCUGGGGCCAACAGCUCCAGCCUGACCCCAGAAUUCUUUGUUCUGACUGGUGUUCCCGGGCUGGAAGCUGCACACAUCUGGAUUUCCCUGCCCUUCUGCUUCAUGUACCUCAUUGCUGUUGUGGGGAACUGUGGGCUCAUCUACCUCAUCAGCCAUGAGGAUUCUCUGCACCGGCCCAUGUACUACUUCCUAGCCUUGCUCUCCUUCACCGAUGUCACCUUGUGCACCACCACGGUACCCAAUAUGCUGUGCAUAUUCUGGUUCAACCUCAAGGAGAUUCACUUUAAUGCUUGCCUGUUCCAGAUGUUUUUUAUCCAUACAUUGACUGCCAUGGAAUCUGGGGUGCUCAUGCUCAUGGCCCUUGACCGCUAUGUGGCCAUCUGCUACCCCUUACGCUAUGCCACCAUCCUCACCAACCCUGUGAUUGCCAAGGCGAGUCUUGCCACGUUCUUAAGGAGUGUGAUGCUCAUCACCCCAUUCACUUUCCUCACCAAGCGCCUGCCCUACUGUCACGGAAACUUCAUCCCUCACACCUACUGUGACCACAUGUCUGUGGCCAAGGUAUCCUGUGGCAAUUUCAAGAUCAAUGCCAUCUAUGGGCUUCUGGCAGCUCUUCUGAUUGGGGGUUUUGAUAUGUUUUGUAUCUCUGUGUCUUAUACUAUGAUCUUACGGGCAGUUGUAAGUCUGUCAUCUGCAGAUGCUCGCCACAAGGCUUUCAGCACUUGUACCUCCCACAUAUGUGCUAUUAUCAUCACGUAUGUUCCCGCAUUAUUCUCCAUCUUUACUCAUCGUUUUGGGGGAAAAAAUAUCCCCCACCAUGUCCAUAUCAUCAUUGCCAAUCUUUAUUUGAUGUUUCCUCCCACUCUGAAUCCUAUUGUUUAUGGAGUCAAGACCAAACAGAUUCGGGAAGGAGUGAUUAAGCUACUUUUUAAGGAAAAAGAUAUGUUAGGUAUAAAAUAG